Cydia splendana is the source of this 3427-nucleotide messenger RNA. It is a transcript of the gene DAT, whose product is annotated as sodium-dependent dopamine transporter. Gene Ontology annotation, molecular function: dopamine:sodium symporter activity. Gene Ontology annotation, biological process: sodium ion transmembrane transport; dopamine uptake involved in synaptic transmission. The transcript has 12 exons. The record is from RefSeq and is a predicted model, not a curated record. Gene Ontology annotation, cellular component: plasma membrane; presynaptic membrane; neuronal cell body membrane. The coding region runs from base 85 to 1923 and encodes 612 amino acids. Lineage: Eukaryota; Metazoa; Arthropoda; Insecta; Lepidoptera; Tortricidae.
CAGCGCGCCGUGCGGACAUGGCGCGAACACUGCGCCCGCCGACCCGCACGGUGGGGCGGCUUCGUCAGGGGGUCCUCGUGUAGGAUGUCAUUGAAGACGCCGACGCCGGCCGCCGGCGAGCGCGAGACCUGGGGCAAGAAAGUCGACUUCCUGCUCUCCGUCAUCGGCUUCGCCGUCGACUUGGCCAACGUGUGGCGCUUCCCCUACCUCUGCUACAAGAAUGGAGGGGGAGCGUUCCUGGUGCCGUACUGUAUCAUGCUGGUGGUGGGCGGCAUCCCGCUGUUCUACAUGGAACUGGCACUGGGACAGUUCCACCGGAAGGGCGCCAUCACCUGCUGGGGCCGCCUGGUGCCGCUCUUCAAAGGCAUCGGCUACGCGGUGGUGCUGAUCGCGUUUUACGUGGACUUCUACUACAACGUGAUCAUCGCGUGGGCGCUGCGGUUCUUCUUCGCUUCCUUCACCACCAUGCUGCCCUGGACCAACUGCGACAACGAGUGGAACACGCCGGCUUGUAAACCGUUCUCGGCGUUCCACCAUCAGACGAACACUAACCAAUCCCGCACACACAACUCCACAAUGGCGGCUGCGGCGACAACCCCUUUCACUUCUGCCGCUUCCGAAUACUUUAACCGGGCUAUACUGGAGCUCCAAGGCAGCGAAGGCCUGCACGACCUGGGCGCGAUCAAGUGGGACAUGGCUCUGUGCUUGCUGGCGGUUUACAUCAUCUGCUAUUUCUCGCUUUGGAAGGGCAUCAGCACUUCUGGCAAGGUGGUUUGGUUCACGGCUCUCUUUCCAUACGCGGUACUGCUUAUUCUUCUGGUGCGCGGCAUCACUCUUCCCGGCUCGGCGGACGGCAUCCGGUAUUACCUCAGUCCCAACUUCGAGGCUAUCACACAACCUCAGGUAUGGGUAGACGCGGCGACUCAAGUAUUCUUCUCUCUUGGACCUGGUUUCGGUGUGCUCUUGGCGUAUGCUUCAUACAAUAAGUACCAUAACAACGUGUACAAAGACGCCCUCCUAACAAGCGUGAUCAACUCCGCUACCUCGUUCGUUGCUGGCUUCGUCAUCUUCAGCGUUCUCGGCUACAUGGCGAACGUGUCUGGUCGACACAUUGAGGACGUGGCGACAGAGGGCCCGGGGCUUGUGUUCGUGGUGUACCCGGCCGCUAUAGCGACUAUGCCGGGCUCGACGUUCUGGGCGCUGAUAUUCUUUAUGAUGCUACUGACGCUUGGACUGGAUAGCUCUUUCGGCGGUUCCGAGGCCAUAAUAACAGCGCUAAGCGACGAGUUCCCACCGAUCGGGCGGCACCGCGAGAUCUUCGUGGCCUGUCUCUUCACGCUCUACUUCUUCGUGGGCUUGGCUUCCUGCACCAAGGGCGGCUUCUACUUCUUCCAGCUUCUGGACCGGUAUGCGGCUGGCUAUUCGAUUCUGGUGGCUGUGUUCUUUGAGGCGAUUGCCGUUUCUUGGAUUUAUGGCACUGAGCGUUUCUGCGAAGACAUCCGCGAUAUGAUCGGCUUCCGACCGGGCCUGUACUGGCGCGUCUGCUGGCGCUUUGCGGCCCCAGCCUUCCUUCUCUUCAUCACCGUAUACGGGCUUCUGGACUACGAACCGCUGCGAUAUGAGGGCUACGUGUACCCCGGCUGGGCUAAUGCGCUUGGGUGGGCUAUAGCUGGCUCGAGCGUUUUGUGCAUACCGACCGUGGCAAUAUAUAAAAUUCUCACCACUAAGGGCAGCUUUGUGGAGCGCAUACGCAUCCUGACCACGCCCUACGCGGACACCGAAGCGCGUCGCAGCGCUACCAACGGUAUGGUGGUCUCCGAGAGCGGCGGAGUGCGGCUCGCGUCCACUGUACCCUCGCCCAGCACACCUCCAGCCACCACCCCCACAACACCAGGCCUGGCCACAGGCCCCGCGCUCGUCUGAGCGCAGCUCUCCUUCGACGUCUACUAUGUGUAGUCCGCUUAGCCUCUUUUAGCAGUUUAGUUGAUCCGUCUCGUCUCUAGGAAAUCGGGGUUGUGCAAGUUAUUCUGGUUACGGCAUUUGUGUGUUAACCUACGGCAGUUCAUCGGAUAGUUGCUGGAUAAAAAGGCUGUUGAUUUUUAAUAAUUACUUAGGUAUUUUAAAUAUACGAGGCUAAAAUAUUGUUUAACGCUUGCAGAAGUUUGUAGGACUAUCUUGUUUAGGUUUUUGUCGAAUUUAUAGGAGAGCGCAUGUGUUAAGCGUAAUGUUUUUGGAUAAAUACGAGAUUAGUGUUUUCGAUUGGUUUACGCUUUAACUAUAUUUUUUGUACAAAAUACGUUAUGUUAAUCAUAAAGUAAUAUUUAUACAAUAUACUCAAGAAGAAAUAUUGUGCUGUGAUGGAUGAUAUAUUAGAAAAUACUGAGCAUAUUUGGAUGAGUUUUGUAGCUGGUAAGUAAAAUAUUAGACGCUUGCUGCUGUGCUGUAUACUAAACUAAGGGAAAAAGGUAAUUUUACGUUUUAUGAGAGCAAUCAUAAAAGUAUUAAUUUAAAAAAACAUAAUUAUUUCUGUCAUUUUAUUCAUAUUAUAUUUUUACUUACCUAUUUAGCAAGCUUUAUCGAUUAAGACUAAAAUAUAGUAUCCAGUAGAAAAUUAGUCGUAGGUAAACCCAAAAUUAGGUGUAAGUAGUUAGAUUCAAAUAAGAAAAAAUAUAAUUUCUGGAUAAAUGUAAAUAAAACUAUCUUGAAUGAUAGUGUGUGAAAGUUGUAUGAAAUAAUCCUAAUUAUUCAUAUUAUAAAACACUUGUGUAAAUAAGUAGCUAUAUUAUAAAGUCUACUUGCACUAGAAUUGAUUUCGAUACACUAUAGUUCAAAUGGCAUUAUAAUCUAUCUAGAUAUACCUAACCAUAUAAAAUAGCACAAAAUAAAAAAAAAAACAUAACAAAUCCAUAAAAAGUUACAAAUAUUUACUUGUUAGGUUUUAUUUUAGAGCAUGUAUUGUGUGCUGAUCUAUGUUAAACUUAGGUCAUAAAUGAGAAAGGAAUGCACUUGCUUAUCUUUCUUGUAAACUGGACUUAUAGUGUAUAUUUAAAUACCUAGGUGUACAACAGAAUAAUUCAGCAAACCGUCGAUGUGUUAGCAGUAGCUUAUUUUAUAUACAGAUACUUUAUAUUAAUAAAGCAUGAAGGUUGAAGCUGGAACAAUACCGUAUAUUUACAGAAACCCCAUUUUAAUACAUUGUUGUAUGUUUUUCCACACAUUUAUUUUAUUUUUAUUUUUUUGCGGGUUGUAAAUGCUUGUGUUUUAAAUUAUUUCAUCUCAAGAUAUAUAUGUUUAAGGAUUGUACAUUAAAAUGAGAAACGUGUAUUGAUGCAUUAAUAUUUUUUAGAAGUAGAAAAAAUGUAGUUAUUUUGGCGUAAAAAAUACGUACCUACCUUAGACAAAUAUAUACCUACCUAAUACAUAUUUA